This is a messenger RNA of Rhodamnia argentea, 2599 nucleotides long. Its product is annotated as wall-associated receptor kinase-like 14. The record is from RefSeq and is a predicted model, not a curated record. The transcript is spliced from 3 exons. Gene Ontology annotation, biological process: protein phosphorylation. Gene Ontology annotation, molecular function: protein kinase activity; ATP binding. The coding region runs from base 355 to 2493 and encodes 712 amino acids. Lineage: Eukaryota; Viridiplantae; Streptophyta; Magnoliopsida; Myrtales; Myrtaceae.
ACUCAGCCUUAAUUCCUGUCUCAUUGAUGGGUACAAGCACAUCCUGAGCCACGACCCCGUUGGUCCUCUUGAACGCUGUUUCUUUCCAUUUCAGCUUUUCCGUUAUAUUUGCUCCCUCGAACGCGAAAAGACAACUUCUCUGUCCUAAGCAACUCUCCAAAGAUUCCCACACCUCUCCUUCUUCUAACUCUUCUUCUCUUCCCCAGCACGAUCCCCUGCCUAAAAACCAAACCUAAUCCGCUGAAAAGGGGAGUGCCUUGCUCCUCUCUCCGACAGUUACCGGUCCUUCCUCAUGCUUCUCGUUGAUAAAACCGACCCGCAAUCUCGCUAGACACCGCGACGCCAUCCAAAUCGAUGUGGCCGAUGAUCCCGAAGACCGCUCUGUCCACCCUCCUCCUCUUGGCCGGCGUGGUCUUGCCUAUUAUCACGGCGGAGGGGCGUAGAGCCGUCCAGCCGUCCUGCAGCCAGACCUGCGGCACUGGCAUGCCCGCGAAGCAGAACUUAACGUACCCUUUUGGGUUCUCCCCGGGCUGCCCGAUCCAGCUCAACUGCACGGAGGACGGGAACGCCCUCGUGGGGGAUUUCCUAGUGCAGUCCGCUGGCCCAGACGCCGUCACCAUCACCAUCGAGGCCAAGUGCGACCGCCCGUUCGGGUCCAUCGAGCAGCUCUACGGCAGCAACUACGCGCCGAUGGGGAACAACGCGAUCCUGCUCAACAAUUGCACGAAGGCCUCCCCCUGCGAUGUGCCCAAUACGAAGGUCAUCCAGGCUCAUUUCCAGUCCCUCUGCCAGCCAAGCAACAAGACCAACACCAGCAUGAGCUGUUUCUCCGAGGAGGCGAACAGCUACACCGCCACGUUUCUCAACCGCAGUAGGCUCCUCUCCCUCGGCUGCCAGUACUUUCUGUCAGCGAUAUCGGCGGAACAGCAGAACAACGUGUCGGUGUCGCUGGGCAUCCAGAUGCUACAGCUGGUGUGGUGGCUGAACGGCGACGGUUGCGAGUGCUCCGAGGACGCGGACUGCUUUAAGCUCUUGGGGCUGCCGAACGGCGGCGGAAAUGGGUUCCGGUGCAAGUGCAAGGAGGGGUUCCUUGGCGACGGGUUCUUGGCCGGCACCGGCUGCCAGAGAGACGCAUUCAUGUGCAAUCCUGCAAAGUAUCUCUCUGGCCAAUGUGGAGGAACCACCAGAAUAAUUGUUCUAGUUGGAGGUGUUGUGGUUGGGGCUUCCCUCAUGAUCAGUUUGGGCUUGAUCUGCUGUUUCUUUCGACGGCGGAACAAGUGGAAAGCUCAACUCACUGUGCAGCGCCGUCUGUCCGAGGCCUCGGGCCGGAGCAGCAUCACCUUCUAUCCCUACAAAGAGAUCGAGAGAGCCACGAAUUACUUCGCAGAGAGGCAGAGGUUGGGGACCGGGGCAUUCGGGACAGUCUACGCGGGGAAAUUGAACGGCAACGAGGAGUGGGUCGCCAUCAAGAGGAUCAAACAGAGGGACAGCGUCGAGCAAGUCAUGAAUGAGAUCAAGCUCCUGUCGUCCGUGAGCCACCCCAACCUGGUCAAGCUCCUCGGUUGCUCGAUCGAGAAAGGUGAGCAGAUCCUCAUCUACGAGUUCAUGCCCAACGGCACAUUGUGCCAGCAUUUGCACAGGGAGAGGGGUCAAGGACUUGCCUGGCCGAUCAGACUCAAAAUCGCCAUAGAAACUGCUCAAGCAAUUGCCCAUCUCCACUCCAUUAAGCCCCCAAUAUACCAUCGAGACGUCAAGUCAAGCAACAUUCUUUUGGACUACAAUUUCAUGUCCAAGGUCGCGGAUUUUGGCCUUUCGAGACUCGGCAUGCUCGAGGACUCCCACAUCUCGACCGCCCCGCAGGGCACCCCGGGCUAUCUCGAUCCCCAGUACCAUCAGGAUUUCCAUCUUUCCGACAAGUCGGACGUCUACAGCUUAGGCGUAGUACUCAUGGAGAUCAUCACGUCGUUGAAGGUCGUGGACUUCUCGCGGCCUCAGAACGAAGUGAACUUGGCCAAUUUGGCCACGGAUAGGAUUGGGAGGGCGCGGUUGGAUGAGAUCAUCGACCCCAUCCUCAACGUGCACAAGGACGAGUGGACGUACUUGUCCGUGCAGAAGGUGGCCGAGGUGGCAUUCCGGUGCCUCGCGUCUCACCGGGACAUGAGGCCUACCAUGAAGGAAGUCGCGGACGAAUUGGACCGGAUCAGGCUCAGUAGAUGGGCUGCUUCCGAAGCGAAAAGCGGCACGACUUUGUCUGAGACGUCUUCAUGCUCCUCUUCUCCGGGCAGUAUCAGCGAGAAGUUGCUAAUUUGUCCCGAAAAGAGAGCCGAACCGGAGAUUAGAAAGGAGAUCAAUGUCGGCGAUCAAAGCGGAGGUAGCACCAUGAGCUCAACCGGGAGCGCAGCGGAUAAUUCGGCAGCAUCAAUGAAAGAUUCAUGUAUAAGUGAAGAGAACUCUCCCUCAUCAAACAGUUUACUCCCUAAGGCGAUUCAGUGACUUAAGUGCCUCUUCCAUCGAUCCGAAGCUUUUACAUCCCCUGUCAAAACACCACUAGUGUAAUUCAAUAAAUCAAGCUUUCUCUCUUACUUGCUGGAUUAUAGAC